Molecule: messenger RNA, 2943 nt
Organism: Drosophila virilis
Lineage: Eukaryota; Metazoa; Arthropoda; Insecta; Diptera; Drosophilidae
Product: WD repeat-containing protein 3
Biological process (GO): maturation of SSU-rRNA
Cellular component (GO): small-subunit processome; Pwp2p-containing subcomplex of 90S preribosome
Molecular function (GO): protein binding; snoRNA binding
Source: RefSeq, a predicted model, not a curated record
ACUCUACAAUAAUAUUGCAAACACGUGCAGUACGCGCGCGUCUUCACCUGUUGUUGUUACAAUAUUUUAAAUGACAAAAUGGGUCUAACUAAACAAUAUUUGGCAUAUCGUGCCAUAGAUAGUUUUAACAUAAUUGCAUCCGGUCGUGCCAAUGUGAAUUUCGCCGUUCUUGAGAAAAGCGAGGGACGUUUUGUUGCAGCCCCGGCGGCUGAGAAUGUUAUCAUUUGGGAUUUGCGUAUGGGCGAUCGUAAAUUGACGCUGCGCCGUGAAAAACAAGAAGUAACCGCUUUGCGUGUCUCACCCGAUCAUCUGCAUAUUGCCGUGGGCUACGCGGACGGCGUGGUUCAGAUUUUCGAUCUAAGUUCUCAGACCUACUACGAUGCCAUUUGCUCUCUGGCGCUUCACAAGAAUGCCGUCAGUGUGUUGCGCUAUGAUGCGCAUGGUAUGCGUCUGGUGAGCGGCGGUCUGGACACCGAACUGGUCGUUGUGGAUGUGGUGGAGCAGGCGGGUCGUCAGCGCCUGAGUGGACACAAUGCAGCCGUUACAGAUGCACAUUUCUUGCAGCGUCUGGUCGAGCAGGACAUUGUGGUGAGCUGUUCAAAGGACACACAAAUCAAGUUCUGGAACCUGGAGACACAGUUCUGCUUCAAAACGAUUGUCGACAAUCGCACCGAAAUAUGGGCGCUGGCCUUUGUCAACGACCUUAUGGUUGCGGGUGCUGGUGAGAGCGGCAUGAAUGUCUAUCGCCUGCGCAAACGUGAAGAUAGCUCGGCACAAACUCUGGAGACAGCCGUCGAGGGCUUGGCCAUAGACGACGAAGAUACGAUAAGUCCCUUGAGUGUCAGCAAUUGCGGUACCAUACAACGCGCUGGCAAAGGACGCACAGUCAAUUUGGUUGCCGAUCCCAACGAACGUGUGCUGAGCUGUCACGCCACCAACGAUCUAAUUGAGAACUUUUACAUAUGCACCGCCGAGGAAGCCAAGCAGCGUCUGGCCAAGCGUCUGAAAAAGGCGCGCAAAAGGGCACAGGAUGCUGCAGCAGCCGAGGAGGACGACGAGCAUCUGUCUAAGGAGCUGUCGCUUAGUGAUGAAAUCAAGCGCCUAGAGAGCCUCAAAACGAAGCAGAAAAUCAAAUCAAUCGAUGUGCUGCUCGGCCAGAACAAAGAGCUGCGCGUCCUGGUCAGCUUAGCCAACAAUAGCAUGUGCCUGUACUCCCUGGAGGCAUCGUUAAAGUCGCGCAAACCUACAGCGGGGUCGGCAGCGUCUGCAGACAGCAGCGUCAAGUUGUUGCGCUCACUUACACGGCUGGGACAUCAGUCAGAGGUGCGUUCCGUCUGCUUCAGCAACGAUUCGUUGGCAAUCGGCUCUGGCUCGGGGGAUUCCUUCAAGUUCUGGGAUCGCGAUGCUAUGCAAUGCCUGCGCACGGUGCCCACAGAUUAUAUACUCUGCUCGCGGUUUGUGCCCGGUGAUCGCUAUGUGCUGCUGGGCAUGAAAAGCGGAAAGCUGUGCAUUGUGGAUGUGGGCGCAGCGGAUAUUGUCGAGCGAAUACCCGCACAUGAGAGUGAGCUCUGGAGCAUUGCUCUCUUGCCAGACCAGAAGGGCUGUGUUACAGGCAGCAGUGAUACGACGCUUAAGAUCUGGAGCUUCGAGCUGAUCGAUGCGGGCGAGGGCGAGUCACAGACCAAGGUGCUCUCACUGCUGCACAAGAACACACUUAAACUGGAGGAGACAGUGCUGUGUGUGGCCGUCAGUCCGGACAUGAAGUACCUGGCCGUGGGACUGCUAGAUGCCACUGUCAAGGUCUUCUUUUUGGACACAUUCAAGUUCUAUCUGUCGCUGUACGGACACAAGUUGCCGGUGCUGUGCAUGGACAUCUCCUACGAUGCAACGCUGAUAGCCACUGGCUCGGCAGAUCGUAAUAUUAAGAUUUGGGGCCUCAACUUUGGUGAUUGUCAUCGUUCGAUUUUCGCACACGAUGAUUCGGUCAUGUCCUUGCAGUUCAUACCCAAGACGCACAUGUUCUUCAGCUGCGGCAAGGAUGGCAAGGUCAAGCAAUGGGAUGGUGACUCCUUUGAGAAGAUAAUCACCCUGCCCGGCCAUAUUGGCGAGGCAUACUGCCUGUCCGUGUCGCCGAAUGGCCGCUAUUUGGUCAGCUGCGGUUCGGAUCGUACUCUGCGAAUGUACGAGCGCACCGAGGAGACAAUCGUGCUCAAGGAUGUACAGGAAGAGGAGCGCGAGCAGCUGGAAAACGAGAAACUGGCCACCGGCGAGGAUAAUAGUGUGCCGCUCUUACCAGGCUUAAAGCUGCCCUCGCGCAAAACUGUUGGCUCCGAGCAGGCUGCCGAAUCCAUCAUGGAGUGCCUCGAAAUAUCAAAACAAUUCGAGCUGGAGGCCGACGAUAAGCCCGAGCUGCAUCCGUUGAUGCUGGCGCUGCAAGUGAAGAAUCCAAUUGAUUUCCUCGUUACGACACUGAUUCGCAUACGCACCUCCGACAUGGAAGAGGCGCUGCUGCUGUUGCCCUUCUCGAUUGUGUGCGAACUGCUCGAGCGUCUGCCCGCGCUAAUUACCCAAAGACCCGACGAAGUGGAGCUGCUCUGCCGCGUAACCGUGUUUCUGUUCAAGGUGCACAUGAAGCCGAUUGCGGCAGCCAAAUCCAUGAAGCCCCUGCUCAUCAAGCUGCUGGGCCUGCUCAAACACGAUGUACAGCAGCUGCGCGACACCAUGGGCUACAAUCUGCACGCCUUGGCGCUGCUGCAGACGGACGUGGAGCAGCGCGAAGGUGUCCAGCUAUUCCGGGACGCCACGCUGGCGCGUCGCCAGCAGGAGAAGAAGCGACGCGCGGCCGCCAAGCGGCGUAUCCAAAUUCAAAUGGCGUAAACACGUUUAUAGGAUAGGACUUUAAUUUUACCAAAAUCGAAUCAAUAAAAAUACAUUUUAUUGAAA